This is a messenger RNA of Phanerochaete carnosa HHB-10118-sp, 2445 nucleotides long. RefSeq lists its product as uncharacterized. NCBI's taxonomy places the organism in Eukaryota, Fungi, Basidiomycota, Agaricomycetes, Polyporales, Phanerochaetaceae. Gene Ontology annotation, molecular function: aldehyde-lyase activity. Gene Ontology annotation, biological process: carbohydrate metabolic process. The transcript has 8 exons. The record is from RefSeq and is a predicted model, not a curated record. Bases 1 to 2445 code for a protein of 814 amino acids.
AUGGGCGGACAGAAACUCUUCGAAGCCAACCCGCCUCCGGAUCCCUCGCAGCUUCCGGACGCACUCCUCGAUUUCAGAGUCCAGCUAAACACCAAGAACGUUCUCUCGGAGGACGAACUGCGCAACAUUCGUGCGUUCCGCGAUGCCGCAGACUACAUCGCAGCCGCUAUGAUUUUCCUCAAAGAGAAUACUCUCAUCGAGCGCGAGAUACGCGCAGAUGACAUCAAAGCCCGCCUCCUUGGACACUGGGGAACCUGUCCAGGUCUCACCCUCGUCUACGCCCACGCGAACCGUCUCAUCCGCCAGACCAAGCAGGACAUGCUCUACAUCGUCGGUCCAGGACACGGUGCCCCCGCUUUGCUCGCGUCCCUCUGGCUCGAGGGUUCCCUCGGCACCUUUUGGCCUGACUACGCCAGGAACAAGGCUGGUCUCGCGAAGCUCAUCUCUGGCUUCAGCUUUCCAGGAGGCUUCCCGAGCCACAUCAACGCUGAAACUCCAGGGUCCAUCCACGAAGGUGGCGAAUUGGGCUACGCACUUGCCGUAUCAUUCGGUGCCGUAAUGGAUAAGCCUGACCUUAUCGCCCUUUGCGUUGUCGGCGAUGGCGAGGCAGAGACCGGUCCGACUGCGACGUUGACACGCAGCGCCUGGCAUGGGUACAAGUACAUUGACCCGGCAGAAUCCGGCGCGGUACUCCCGAUUGUACAUGUCAACGGCUUCAAGAUUUCCGAGCGGACGAUCUACGGUUGUAUGGACGACAAGGAGCUUACUGCUCUCUUCAUCGGUUACGGAUACCAACCUCGCAUUGUGGAGGAUCUCGAGAACAUUGACCAGGACCUCGCUGCCUCCAUGGAGUGGGCAAUCAGUGAGAUUCACAAGAUACAAAAAGCUGCAAGGAGUGGCAAUCCGAUUGUCAAACCGCGCUGGCCAGUGCUCAUCCUCCGCACACCUAAGGGCUGGGGUGGACCAAAGAAGGUUCACGGAGAACUCGUCGAGGGUUCUUUCCAUGCCCACCAAGUACCUUUGCCGGAGGCGAAGAAGGACGCGGGAGAGCGUGCUCAGCUUCAAGAGUGGCUGUCGUCAUAUAACCCCCACAAGCUCUUGCCCAACGGCGAGCCCAACGAGGAGAUUCUGCAGAUCAUUCCUGAAGAAGACCAUCUCAAGCUUGGGCAGAGGAAAGAGUCUUAUGCUAGCUAUGAACCAUUGGACGUGCCGAACUGGCUCGAAAGUGGCGUUACAGUCCAAAAGGGAACGGAGGCGAGUUGCAUGAAGACUAUCGGAGAAUAUCUCCAUGAAGUUGUCAAGAGGAAUCCGUCCACUUUCCGUAUUUUUUCUCCAGAUGAGCUCGUAUCGAACAAGCUCGACGCCGUCCUCCGGGAUAGCGGCCGAAACUUUCAAUGGGAUGUCGCAUCGCGCGCACAAGGUGGCCGGGUUAUCGAGAUCUUGUCCGAGCACACCUGCCAGGGCAUGCUCCAGGGUUACACACUUACCGGUCGUACCGGGCUUUUCCCAUCGUACGAAGCUUUCCUCGGGAUCGUGCACACCAUGAUGGUGCAGUACAGCAAGUUUGUCAAGAUGGCACACGAGACGACGUGGCGCCAGCCAUGUGGUUCCCUCAACUACGUCGAGACCUCGACCUGGACUCGGCAAGAACACAACGGUUUCUCGCAUCAGAACCCAUCGUUCAUAGGCGCUGUACUUAACCUCAAGCCCGCUCUCGCACGUGUCUACUUCCCGCCCGAUGCCAAUUGCUUCUUGAGCACGGUUGCGCAUUGCUUGCGCGCGAAAGAUUACAUCAACCUCAUGGUCGGCAGCAAGCAACCUACGCCUGUCUGGCUGAGCCCCGAGGAGGCUGAUAAGCACUGCAUUGCUGGUGCUUCCAUCUGGAAGUUCGCUUCUGUCGACGAAGGUGUUACCCCUGACGUUGUGAUUGUCGGCAUCGGUGUGGAGGUCACUUUUGAAGUCAUCGCUGCGGUUGUGUUGCUGCGCAAGCUUGUGCCUGAGCUGCGCGUGCGUGUAGUGAACGUAACGGACCUGAUGAUUCUCGGUCCCGCCAGAUCGCACCCGCAUUCGCUGAACGACGUAGACUGGGACAACCUCCUCACGAAGGAUCGCCCGAUCCACUUCAACUACCACGGCUACCCACAAGAGCUGCGCGGCCUCAUCUUCGGCCGACCGAACCUCGGUGACCGCGUCUCCAUUGAGGGUUACCGUGAGGAGGGUACCACGACGAGCGCGCUCGACAUGAUGCUUCAGAACCACACGAGUCGGUAUCACGUCGCGGAGGCGGCUGUCCGGGGCGCGUCGCGCUUCAACGAGCGGAUCCAGGUGCGCAGCCACGAGCUCAUCAGCGAACUCAGGCACCUGGCCGAGAAGGACAAAGAGUACAUCUACCAGACCGGUGCCGGUGAGCUUCACACUCCUCAACCCGUCGUAUGCGACAACUGA